AUGCCAAAUUACAACCACCUUAAACCCAAUGGGUUGCAAUGCCCAAGCUGUUUCUCCAGGAAUUCAGAUUAUUGCGACAGCCAGGGGAGAACCGUCCAGUGCCGAGGAACUGAGGAUCAAUGUGUUGAUAUGACAUUUGACAUGAGUCUAUAUGGAUUACCCAAUCAACGUAUUACUGUGCAAGGUUGUGCAAACAAGGCUUUAUGUUUCUACCCCAUGGGGAAAUCAUAUUUAGGUAAUGGCCUGCUACAAUUUGACAUCUUCAGCAAGUACUGCCAGAGUGUCAAGGGAUCAUCCAAGCAGCCCGAAACAAAGGGGUAAAUAGAUGAGACGAGAACCCUCCUCCCCGUGAAUUCCACCAUUUGUAAAGGAAAGAAAGACAUUGUCGCCCUAUUGGUGAAAGCAAGGGAGGUCUGGGACCUCAGGAUUCUUUGGUUUUCUUCUCUUUCUUUUCUGGAUUUUUCUUCUUCUUCUGGUGAACAGCAAGAGAAUUUCAAGGGGUCAGAACAAGAGGGUUUAUAUAUGCUGAUUUUGGACUUCUAGCUCAAGGGGAUGCUGUUGUAGGCAUGGGCACAGGGAGAGAGGGAGCUAUGU
Messenger RNA from Elgaria multicarinata webbii, 594 nucleotides. RefSeq names its product phospholipase A2 inhibitor NAI-like. NCBI's taxonomy places the organism in Eukaryota, Metazoa, Chordata, Lepidosauria, Squamata, Anguidae. The transcript is spliced from 2 exons. Bases 1 to 321 code for a protein of 106 amino acids. The record is from RefSeq and is a predicted model, not a curated record.